CGAAAACUGAACGCAAGCUACCAUCUCCGGCCCUCUUCGAAUCCAGCCAUUCCUCCCUCCGCUCGUCUCUCAUCAAUUGAACACCACCGCCACCCAAACCCUCUACGAUAUGUUCUCGAGACAGGCUGUUCGUUCCCUCCGCGCGGCGGCUCCCGCGUCGCGCCUCGUCGCCUCCGCCCGCGUCCCGGCCGUCCGUACCUACGCCGCCGCUGCUUCCUCGGCCGCUUCCGACAACGUCAAGCCCCCCGUCGCCGUUUUUGGCCUUGACGGCACCUAUGCCACCGCUCUGUACACCGCGGCGACCAAAUCCUCCUCGCUCGACCCCACGGCCAAGGCUCUCUCGACCCUCGAGGCCAUCUUCGCCAAGGACCCCAAGCUGGUCACCGUCCUGGCCGCGCCCACUCUGACCCCCGAGGACAAGGACGCCAUCGUCGCCGAGCUCACCAAGCAGGCCGGCGCCACUUCCCAGGAGACUGUCAAGAACUUCCUUGCCGCUCUCGCCGAGAACAACCGCCUCGGUCUCCUCCCCGGUAUCACGCAGAAGUUCGCCGAGAUCAUGAGCGCCGCCCGCGGCGAGGUCGAGCUCGUCGUCACCAGCGCCACGCAACUCGACAACAAGACCCUUAACCGCCUCGAGAGUGCCAUCUCCAAGUCCGCCUACGCCGGCGCUGGCAAGAAGCUCAAGGUCACCAACCAGGUCAACCCCGACAUCAUUGGAGGUCUCAUCGUCGAGAUCGGCGACCGGACCAUCGACCUCAGCGUCUCCGCCAAGAUCGCCAAGCUCAACAAGCUCCUUACCGACACUUUGUAAAACAACCUAUUCUGCCGACACAAACUAGCCAUGAAAGAAACCGACUAGCUGAAUUCUAAUCACCCCACCAAACCUCCCCUUUUUCU
Molecule: messenger RNA, 897 nt
Organism: Colletotrichum navitas
Lineage: Eukaryota; Fungi; Ascomycota; Sordariomycetes; Glomerellales; Glomerellaceae
Product: ATP synthase delta subunit
Exons: 4
Coding region: 110-811 (233 amino acids)
Biological process (GO): proton motive force-driven mitochondrial ATP synthesis
Cellular component (GO): membrane
Molecular function (GO): proton-transporting ATP synthase activity, rotational mechanism
Source: RefSeq, a predicted model, not a curated record